CCUGUGGCAUAUGGAAUUUCCCUGGCUAGGGGUUGAAUCAGAGCUACAGCGGCCAUACUACACCACAGCCACAGCAACAUGGGAUCCAGUCCACGUCUGUGACCUACACCACAGCUCACGGCAACAGUGGAUCCUUAACUCACUGAGUGAGGCCAGGGAUCCAACGCACAUCCUCAUGGAUCCUAGUCGGGCUCAUUACCGCUGAGCCACAGGGGGAAUUUCCUACUAGACUUUUUUGAUAUACUUGUAUGAAAACAAGUUCUAUUCAUUCUUUACUGACAGGAUUCUUAAAAAUUUAUCAAAUCUGCCUUAAUUUAUCAGCCUUUAAAUUUAGAUUUCAAAGCUACCUCAUCUAAUUUGGUACUACUUACAUUUAGUAAUCUUAUAUUUUUUCUAUUGUUUAUACUGUAACUAAUGUAAACGAAAAUUACAUCACUCUGUCACCUGAAUAAUAAAAUUAGUGUUACUGUUUCUAUUAGUUUCAUUACAGCAUUGUAUUUAUUUUCAUAUUGCACUCUUCAGAAAAUACAAACUAUGUUAUAUAGAAGAAAUUAGCCGUAAUUAGAAAGUAUAAAAAAUGUAUCCCAAAUGGAGUAUGUACAAUAUAUUUUGUAAAAGGAUCUGAACUCUGCUAUGAUUCAGAUCAUUUUUAGAAUAACAUACAAUAAAAUGAUUGUGUAAACUGAAGUCAAAUAUUUUCCCACAUAUGUAACGUUGACCUUUACACAGUCAAUGCCCCAUAAUCAGCCAACCUUGAUAAUGUCUAGGAGCACAUAUAUAUAUGAAAAGAUUAAAGGUGAAAGAAAAGCCUCUUGAACAAGCCAGCCCUGGGCCAGAACGACUCAAGAGGGAGGAUGGGUUUCUUCAGCUCUGUCCUCCUCUUGGUCCUACACCUGCUGCAAGGGUCCAGAACUUCCUUGGUUCAGCUGAACGCCAAUGGCUACGAGGGCGUCCUCAUUGCUAUAGACCCUGCUGUGCCAGAAGAUGAAACACUCAUCACAGAGAUAAAGGACAUGGUGACUGCUGCAUCUACAUACCUGUUUGAAGCCACAGAAAAAAGAUUCUAUUUCAAAAAUGUAUCAAUAUUAAUUCCAGAGAGCUGGAAGAACAUCACACAAUACAAGAGGCCAAAACAGGAAAGCUACAAACACGCUGAUGUCAUUGUUGCACCACCGACCGUCCCAGGUAGAGACGAGCCGUAUACCAAGCAGUUCACCGAGUGUGGAGAAAAAGCAGAAUACAUCCAUUUCACCCCCGACUUUGUACUCGGAAAAAAGCAAAAUGAAUUUGGACCAUCAGGCAAAGCACUUGUGCACGAGUGGGCCCAUCUCCGCUGGGGCGUGUUUGAUGAGUACAAUGAUGACGAGCCUUUCUACAGCGCGAAGUCAAAGAAAAUUGAAGCGACAAGGUGCUCAACAGGUAUUACUGGUAUAAACAGAGUUCAUAAGUGUCAAGGAGGCAGCUGUGCAACCAGGCCAUGCAGAACUGAUGCUAAUACAAAACUAUAUGAAAAAGAUUGUCAAUUCUUCCCUGAUAAAUAUCAAAUUGAAAAGACAUCCAUAAUGUUUAUGCAAGGUAUUGAUUCUGUCGCUGAGUUCUGUAAUGAAAAAAACCAUAACCGAGAAGCUCCAAGCCUACAGAAUAAAAAGUGCGAUUCCAGAAGCACCUGGGAGGUGAUCAGCAGCUCCGAGGAUUUUAAUAUCACAGAAGUAAUGGUGGCACCGCCCCCGGCACCCGUCUUCUCGUUGCUGAAGAUCAGUGAGAGAAUUGUGUGCUUAGUUCUCGAUAAGUCCGGAAGCAUGUCAAGUUCUAACCGCCUGAAUCGAAUGAAUCAAGCAGCAAAGUAUUUCCUCAUGCAGAUUGUUGAAAAUGGAUCCUGGGUGGGGAUGGUGCACUUUGACGGCACUGCCAGCAUCAGAAGUGAUCUAAUCCAAAUAACGGGCAGCAACGAAAGAGACAAGCUCUUGGGGAGCUUACCUACCACUGCUAAUGGAGGCACUUCUAUCUGCUCUGGGAUUCAAACAGCGUUUGAGGUGGUUAGAAAACUUUACUCACACACAGAUGGAUCUGAAAUAGUGCUGCUGACUGAUGGAGAAGACAACACUGCAGGUGCUUGUGUCAAUGAAGUGAAACAAAGUGGGGCCAUCAUUCAUUUUAUUGCUCUGGGACCAAGUGCUGAUAAAGCAGUCAUAGAGAUGAGCACGGCAACAGGAGGAGUCCAUUUUUAUGCUACAGAUGAAGCCGAGAACAAUGGCCUCAUUGAUGCUUUUGGGGCUCUCGCAUCAGGAAACACCGAUAUCUCUCAGCAGUCUCUUCAGCUUGAAAGCAAAGGACUGAAACUCAACAGUAAUGAGUGGUUGAAUGGCACUGUGAUAAUUGACAGCACCGUGGGAAAGGACACAUUCUUUCUUGUCACAUGGGUCCAACAACGUCCCGAUAUUUCUCUCUUGGAUCCCAAUGGAACACUGAUGGGAAGCUUCACAGUGGAUGCCGUUUCCAAAAUGGCCCAUCUCAGUAUUCCAGGAACUGCAAAGGUGGGUGUUUGGACUUACAGUCUUCAAGCAAAAGCAGACGCAGAAACAUUAACAAUUACAGUAAAUUCACAGGCAUCAAAUUCUGCUGUGCCCCCAAUCACAGUGAAUGCUAAAAUGAAUAAAGACACAAGCAGCUUCCCCAGCCCGAUGAUUGUCUAUGCAGAAAUUCUACAAGGGUAUAUCCCCAUUCUUGGAGCCGGUGUGACUGCUUUCAUUGAAUCAAAUACUGGGAAAAGAGAAGUUUUGGAACUUUUGGAUAACGGCGCAGGUGCUGAUUCUAUCAAGAAUGAUGGCGUCUACUCAAGAUAUUUUACGGCUUAUUCAGAAAAUGGCAGAUAUAGCUUAAAAGUACGGGCUCUUGGAGGAGCAAGUGCUGUCACACGAAACUUAAGGCAUCCAUUGAAUAGAGCUGCAUAUAUACCAGGCUGGGUAGUGAAUGGGGAAAUUGAAGAGAAUCCACCAAGACCUGAAAUUGAUGAGAACACUCAGACAAAUUUGGAGAGUUUCACCAGAACAGCAAUAGGAGGUGCAUUUGUGGUUUCAAAUGUUCCAAAUGGCCCCUUGCCUGACCUCUACCCACCGAGUCAAAUCACAGACCUGGAGGCCACCUCAGAUGAGGAUGAGAUCAGGAUAACAUGGACGGCACCGGGAGACGAUUUUGAUGUUGGAACAGUUGAACAGUAUAUCAUAAGAAUAAGCGGAAGUCUCUUGGAUCUAAGGGAUAAUUUUGACGACGCUCUGCAAAUAAACACUUCUGCUCUGUUACCAAGCGAGGCCAACACCAAGGAAAGCUUUGCAUUCAAACCAGGAAAUCUCUCAGAAGAAAAUGCAACCCACAUAUUCAUUGCCAUUCGAAGUGUGGAUAAAAGCAACUUGACAUCGAAAGUAUCCAACAUUGCGCAAGUAGCUUUGUUUACUCCCGAAGCAGAUUACACUCCUGACGACAGUCAUCCAGAUCCUGGUCCUGCUAAAUCCGGAGUCAGCAUCUCUACCUUGGUGCUGAUAGUGGUUGGCUCUGUAGUAAUCGUGAGCCUGAUUUUAAGUGUCACCAUUUGCAUCUUAAACAAGAACAGAAAUACUAGAAGACCUAGAACAGGGUUUUAAAAAACAUCAACAACAAAAGUAGAGGAUGUUUCUGAAUUUUAAAAUUUAUGAUAUAUGAUCAUGAACUCAUGCAAAUAAUUUUAAGAGUUUCAGAAGGGUUACUUUGAUUAAAUAUAAAAUUCAGGGGUAUCUGAAAAAUUGUGAAUCGAUAUUAAAUAAUUGUAUUUAUUCACUGUUUUAUCACAAAAAGGGAGAAAUAAAAUAUCCUUUUUCAUAUUCAUA
This is a messenger RNA of Sus scrofa (pig), 3860 nucleotides long. The record is from RefSeq and is a predicted model, not a curated record. Lineage: Eukaryota; Metazoa; Chordata; Mammalia; Artiodactyla; Suidae.